Messenger RNA from Lactuca saligna, 660 nucleotides. The record is from the annotation of a GenBank genome assembly. NCBI's taxonomy places the organism in Eukaryota, Viridiplantae, Streptophyta, Magnoliopsida, Asterales, Asteraceae.
AUGUGGCCUCAGAGAUUAAUGCUUCUGCUAACUUGUUGGCAUCAAAUUGUUUAUCCAUGUGGAUCUGGGAAGACAUCUGCAACAAAAAUCUUUGUUGAUGCUUUAAAUUGUUUAUCACACGAGGGUAAAAAUGUCAAAAAGCCAUGUGGGGAAUGUCAAGAAUGCACCUUGUUCUUUGCUGGAAGGAGUCGAGAUGUUAAGGAAGUAGAUUCAAUUGGUAUUGUCUCUGAUGAUGAGCUGCUUGAGUUACUAGCUUUGGCCUUAUCACCUGACACUUCAAAUACAGUUAAAAGGGCGAUGGAAUUAAUGAGAUCAAGAAUUGACCCUAUGCAAUUAAUUUCACAAUUAGAUAUUCUAAUUAUGGAUAUUCUUUUUGGGAAAUUUCAUGAAAAUUUUUCUGAUGUUAAAAGACAGUUUUUUGAAAGACAUACUUGUACAUAUAAAGUUGGUUCCACGCAACUCUGCGGGAACUGUCACUGCAUUUUAUGUAUCUACCCUACCCCAGCUAACUGGUGGACCUCCAAUGUCUACAAGCAACUGAGUUCGCAUCAGGUCAAUCUCAAAUGGGUUAGAGAUAACCACGUGGUGUAUAACUACGGGACAGAUUACUGGCAUUUUAAUGGGAAGAUGGCACCUGAAUGUUAUAAGCCACAAUACUAA